Messenger RNA from Rhizoctonia solani, 1611 nucleotides. Its product is annotated as cytochrome P450 family protein. Gene Ontology annotation, molecular function: monooxygenase activity; iron ion binding; heme binding. Bases 1 to 1611 code for a protein of 536 amino acids. The record is from RefSeq and is a predicted model, not a curated record. The transcript is spliced from 12 exons. Lineage: Eukaryota; Fungi; Basidiomycota; Agaricomycetes; Cantharellales; Ceratobasidiaceae.
AUGUCCCAUCUCACCAUGUCCCUCGUCCUUGAUCAUCCUUUAGCGUCGUUAUCUGCUGGCAUUGCCGCAUACCUCAUUGUUCGCAAGAUUCUUCAAUCUCGUUCAAAUGGGGUCCAUUCUCUUCCCGAGCCAGUCGGCGCUCAUUGGUUUUGGGGUCAUGAGAUGAUAGUACAUGAAGCCUCGUAUGGAGAGGCGCAUACUGCCUGGACUAAUUCAUAUGGCUCGACUUAUAAGAUUAAGGGGGCCAUGUUCCACCCUGAUAUAUUGGUGACUACCGACCCUGCUGCAAUAACUCACAUGUUUGGAAAAGAAGUCUACUCUUAUGUUAAAUCCCCAGUCAUUCGUCCUAUCAUUGACCGGCUCAUGGGGAAAAGCCUCACCUGGGCAGAAGGUGAUGUACAUAAACGACAACGCCAGCAGCUCACCCGUUUUUUCACUACUCAAGCGACCCGUGACAUGUUUGACAUGAUAAAUGCCUGUGCGCGAAGUGGGUCGGAACAUCUUGCGUCCGAGGUUGCUCGGACACGCUGUGACCCUAAAUACGGAGCCAAGGUCAAUCUUUGCGACAUCACAUCACAUAUUACCUUGGAUAUCAUUGGCCGCUUUGCCUUUGACUAUGAUUUUGAAUGCGGAAAGAGCGAAGCCUCCCAAAAGAUUGCGAGCUCAUGGAAGAAUCAGGUCGACCUCGGUUUCCAAAAGGCUGGACUAAUUGGACUGGUUGUUCUCCGUGCCUUUCCGUUCAUUGUGGAUCUACCAGUCAAGUCUAUUCAAGCACAGGGAGAAGUCAAGACAAUCCUCAGAGAAAUUUCAGAGAAAAUACUGGCACACGAUACUGGGGAUAAACAAAAGGAAGACUUGCUCAGCACGCUAAUGAAAAUGGUUCGAAGAGGGGAAGUGGAUGCACCCAAAGAAGAGCUCCUAGACCACGUGUCAGCGAUGGUUCUAGUUGGUCAAGAGACCACCUCAGGGGCCAUCAACUUCACACUACAUGAGCUUGCUAGAAAUCCGGGAUAUCAACAGCGUCUCCGAGAUGAGAUUAGCGCGCUUGGUCGGGAGCCUACCUAUGAAGAUCUCAUGACCGGGAUGCCCUGGCUUGAUGCUGUCAUGAAAGAGGGCUUCCGACACCGACCUCCAUCUUCUCAUACAGAACGAGUAGCACUCAAGGACGAUGUGUUGAGGUUACGCAACCCCGUUUACAACCACCAGCGGGGUGGUCGUAAGAUUAAUGAAGUGCCUAUCAAAGCCGGCCAGUUGAUCCACAUACCAUCGAUUUCCAUGAGCCACGCAAAGAGCGUAUGGGGUGAAGAUGCGGAUGAAUUCAGGCCGGAGCGCUGGUUGGAUCCAUCUAGACUUCCACAGGCGGGUGCAACCAUCUCUGGAUGGAACGGCCUCUUUGUAUUUUCGGAAGGACCGCGCCAAUGUAUCGGGCUUCGACUAGCAAUACUAUCAUUCAAGGCGAUUUUGGCUGCGUUCAUUAACAACUUCGAGUUCCACGAUACUGGCGCAAUCGUAAAAGCCCGUUUCUCUGCAACCCUUCAGCCUUUUGUACAAGGCGAAGAGGAGAAAGGACUACAGUUACCGAUUGGGGUAUCUGUUAUUGAACACAUUUAA